AUGGAGACUACACAAAUCGAUGAAGAUGCCGUCGCUGCGGCGGAUAAGCAGAUGGAAGAGCGGGCGAAUCGAGCCAAGGAACUGUUAUCGCAACGGUAUCGGGGCUUGAAGACGCAACAGGAAGAAAAACACAAUAGAAAGAUGCAACUAGAACGGCACAUGAUGGGAUUGCCGGAGCAAAAGAAGCACGAGCUUCGCAGACAUUUGGAACAAGAGGAGGUGGCAAUUCAUAAGGAGACGCGCAAGAAGAUUACUACAUCCGACUUCGAAAGCCUGGCGAUUAUUGGCCGUGGAGCGUUUGGAGAAGUUCGCCUUGUUCGGCGCAAGGGAAAAGCGAACGAUCCACAGACGGGGCAAAUCUUUGCUCUCAAGAGUAUGAAAAAAGAAAUGAUGGUGGUGAAGAAUCAGGUGCACCAUGUCAAGGCCGAGCGCGACGCUUUGGCGCAAGCAAAAGACGGUAAUCGCUGGCUCACUGCUCUUCACUACAGCUUCUUUGAUGAUAGUCACCUCUAUAUGGCGAUGGAAUUUAUGCCGGGAGGUGAUCUUAUGAGUCUAUUGAUCAAAGAAGACACCUUCUCGGAAUCCGUCACUCGGUUUUUUAUGGCAGAAGCUGCGCAGGCAAUCAGUAGUGUACAUGCACUGGGCUACAUUCAUCGCGACAUUAAGCCAGACAAUAUGCUUUUGGACGCCCGGGGUCAUCUAAAACUGACCGAUUUGGGUCUGUGUAAAAAGGUAGGCGACGUGAGUCCCACAGACGAACCGGAAGUUGUCCUAGAGAUGUUGCGUCAGCAAGGGAUCUCGGAAAAAGGUGCCGAGUGGCGAGCCACGCAAACUCUUCAAUCGUCGAACGCGAUGGCCUACUCUACCGUGGGGACGCCGGACUACAUUGCACCGGAGGUUCUGGCUGCCCAAAACGGGGCGUCGGGGUACUCGUACACGUGCGCGGUGGAUUGGUGGUCGCUAGGUGUGAUUAUGUUUGAGUGCUUGGUAGGCUACACACCAUUCUACGCUGAAGAUCCGGUAACAACCUGCCGUAAGAUCCUUCGCUGGCGACAGUGUUUGGAAAUGCCUGCCGAAACCAAGGCCCAGCUUUCCCCCGAGUGCAUUGAUUUUCUUUCUUGUUUGCUCGCCGGUCCGGAAUCUCGAAUUGGGUCUUCCAAGAACGGAGGCGACUUCGAGAAUGGAUUUAAGCAGGUCGUGCAGCAUCGGUGGUAUCGAGACUUUGACUGGGAAGGAAUUCGUGAGCUUGAAGGACCAUUGCUGCCU
Messenger RNA from Phaeodactylum tricornutum CCAP 1055/1, 1266 nucleotides. RefSeq lists its product with no specific name. Gene Ontology annotation, molecular function: ATP binding; protein serine/threonine kinase activity. The record is from RefSeq and is a predicted model, not a curated record. Gene Ontology annotation, biological process: intracellular signal transduction; peptidyl-serine phosphorylation. NCBI's taxonomy places the organism in Eukaryota, Bacillariophyta, Bacillariophyceae, Surirellales, Neidiaceae. The transcript has 3 exons. The annotation marks the transcript as partial.